AUGGCAGGAAAGAUUAGCUCCAAAGAUGAGCUGGAGGAACUGAGAGAGGCAUUUGGCAAAGUUGACCUCGAUGGCAAUGGCUCAAUCUGUGACUACGAGCUCCAUGAGUUGUUCAAGGAGGCAAACCUUCCCCUGCCUGGCUACAAAGUCAGGGAGAUCAUCCAGAAGCUGGAUCGCAACAAGGACAACGAGAUCAGCUUUGACGAGUUUGUAUCAAUAUUCCAGGAGUUGAAGAGCAGUGACAUUGCCAAAAGCUUUCGGAAGGCCAUUAACAGGAAGGAGGGGAUCCUGGCCAUAGGGGGGACAUCUACACAGUCCAGCGAGGGAACGCAACACUCCUUCUCUGAGGAGGAACGGUACGCGUUUGUCAACUGGAUAAACACAGCACUGGAGAAUGACCCUGACUGCAAGCACGCCCUGCCCAUGGACCCCAACUCAGACUCUCUCUUCAAGUCCCUGGGCGACGGCAUCGUUCUUUGUAAAAUGAUCAACUUGUCGGUGCCAGACACGAUUGACGAGAGGACCAUAAACAAGACAAAACUGACACCGUUCACAAUACAGGAGAAUCUGAACCUUGCUCUGAACUCUGCCUCUGCCAUUGGCUGCCAUGUGGUGAACAUUGGGGCUCUGGACCUUAGGGAGGGGAAGCCCCACCUGGUGCUGGGCCUGCUGUGGCAAAUCAUCAAGAUCGGCCUGUUCGCUGACAUCGAGCUCAGCAGGAAUGAAGCCCUGGCUGCUCUGCUGAGGGAUGGAGAGACUCUGGAGGACCUGAUGAAGCUGUCUCCAGAGGAGCUGCUGCUGCGCUGGGCUAACUUCCACCUGGAGAACGCAGGCUGGGAGAAAAUCAGUAACUUCAGCUUGGACAUCAAGGACUCCAGAGCCUAUUUCCACCUCCUCAUCCAAAUCUCCCCCAAAUGCACAGAGGAAGACCAGCCACACACAGACAUCAGCAUGGCAGGCUUCAGUGAGAAGGAUGACCUGAAGAGGGCAGAGAACAUGCUUCAGCAGGCUGACAGGCUGGACUGUCGACAGUUUGUCACACCAGCCGACGUAGUCUCUGGCAACCCCAAACUCAACUUGGCCUUUGUGGCCAAUCUCUUCAACAAGUACCCGUCUCUCACCAAGCCUGAGGGAGAGGGCAUUGACUGGGGCCUGCUGGAAGGUGAGACACGAGAAGAGGGAACAUUCCGGAACUGGAUGAAUUCCCUGGGCGUGAACCCACAUGUCAAUCAUCUGUAUGGAGACCUAGCAGACGCCUUGGUCAUCCUGCAGCUAUAUGAAAAGAUAAAAGUACCCGUUGACUGGACCAACAAAGUCAACAAGCCACCAUAUCCCAAGAUUGGGACAAACAUGAAAAAGUUGGAGAACUGCAACUAUGCAGUGGAUCUGGGAAAGAUGACGGCCAAGUUUUCUCUGGUUGGCAUUGGUGGGCAGGACCUGAACGAUGGCAACGCCACCCUGACGCUGGCUCUGCUGUGGCAGCUCAUGAGGAGAUAUACUCUGAAUGUACUAGAGGACUUGGGAGAUGGCCAGAUGGCUAAUGAUGACGACAUUGUCAAAUGGGUCAAUACAACCUUGUCAGAGGCGGGGAAAACAACCAAGAUCUCAAGCUUCAAGGACAAGGAGAUCAGCACCAGUUUACCAGUGGUGGACCUGAUUGAUGCCAUCCAACGUGGCAGCAUCAGCUAUGACCUGGUCAAGACUGGCAGCCUAGCAGCUGAGGACAAGUUGGAGAAUGCCAAAUAUGCCAUUUCCAUGGCGAGGAAGAUCGGGGUGUGUGUCUACGCUCUCCCAGACGACCUGGUGGAGGUCAAGUCCAAAAUGGUAAUGACAGUGUUCGCAUGCUUGAUGGGCCGGGGGAUGAAGUGGCCUUAA
Oncorhynchus masou masou (cherry salmon) is the source of this 1875-nucleotide messenger RNA. RefSeq names its product plastin-3-like. Gene Ontology annotation, biological process: actin filament network formation; actin filament bundle assembly. The transcript has 15 exons. Lineage: Eukaryota; Metazoa; Chordata; Actinopteri; Salmoniformes; Salmonidae. The record is from RefSeq and is a predicted model, not a curated record. The coding region runs from base 1 to 1875 and encodes 624 amino acids. Gene Ontology annotation, molecular function: calcium ion binding; actin filament binding. Gene Ontology annotation, cellular component: cytoplasm; actin filament bundle; actin filament.